Messenger RNA from Closterium sp. NIES-67, 2936 nucleotides. The record is from the annotation of a GenBank genome assembly. Lineage: Eukaryota; Viridiplantae; Streptophyta; Zygnematophyceae; Desmidiales; Closteriaceae.
GUCGACUCUACGUUCCUAGGAGCAACAUGCCUACCGCAGUGGUGUCUGUCCCGCUAAUAACACUUAAAGAGAAGAGGCCUCCAUCAUGCGUUUCCCAUCAUGCAUUGCCCAUCAUCGUGUGCGCCGCGCCUCACCACCAGCCGCAAGUCCUGGCUACCCAGAACGACGAACGCCCGACACGAAGCGACAUCUUUUCUGACCCUUCACGUGAGGCUGUGUGUGUUCGGCCCAGCCGAGGCUCGAACGAGUCGUCCCGCCGAGCCGACCGUCAUGCCCGUUCGUCAGUGUUUACGAUUUUGUUAAAACGCCAUAAUGCUUUUAGCUACGCCAUAAUGCUCUUAGCUACGCCCAAAAGGCAGGCAUCGAAUGGCCUUCAUGGCCUCGGUGUUACGUGUGAUGGGCCAUGAUGGCCCAUGAAGAAGUAUUGCCUGCGCGCCGAUUACCCCGACCUCUGGCCUCUAGAGAGUCGAUGCACUGGAUCAACCGUGAUGGUUGGAGCCGCACAAUGGACGGCUAGCCCUGCCGGGGAACCCUCAUGCGGCAGUCGCGGCGCAGAAUCCGGUUCUCUCGUUCCCUCGUUCGCGACUCCCAAGCUUUCCCGUUGGGUAUGGCUUUCGACCGGCCUACUGGCAAGACACGUAUCCGGAUUAGCCAUCAGUGGCAUGGCUAGCAUGACUCUCGACGCACGCGAGCUGACUUAGCAUUCGUAUCAUCGAGUUCUUUAAGAAGUCUCGGAACUAGACGCGUAUUCGGAUCAGUCAUCAGCGGCAUGGGACGCAUGACACUCGACGCACGCGAGCUGAUUCAGCAACCUUGGCCGCACGCCACAUGGCAGCCGUUUCCCCAUGCUCAGAUGGCGAGGUGUUUGCGACGCGACAAGUAGCAGAAGCUAGGCCGACGGGACUUCCAUUUCGUAUUUUUCUGAGCCAGCGGCGGGGACGAGGCACGGCGUGCGAUGGCGCCGCGAGCGCACGAGUCUUCCGGACGAGUCGUUCUCUCCUGCGCUGGCCACUGCUGCUCGUCGCGCCGCCGACUGACGGACGGGUGGAUUGAUGGAUGGGCCGAGUAUAAGAUUCCUCGCCACUCCUCUCCCUCCUUACGGUUGACCUCGCGUCCUGCUCGUUCUCCCUUCGUUCUUGUGCCUCCCUCCCUCUUAUCGUCUGCACUAAUCGGCACGGUUCCGCUUGAAGCGAGAGUGUUUUGUCCUGUGAGCUAAUCGAAGCCUCAGUCAGUUGUCAGUGAGCAGCAUGGGGAAGCUUCUGGCGGUUUUCGCGGUGCUGGCGGCGCUGCUGGUGCACGGCGCCAUGGCCGAGGAGCAGGAGUUUCUUCCCGGGCAGCCCAAGGAGACGGUUCGGGGCAGCGGAGGGCGCGUGGAGGUGUGGAGCGAAGAUUUCAAGCAGCUGCAGACAGCGGAUGUGGGAGCAGCACUGAUCACUGUCGAGAGCCAGUCCCUUGCGCUGCCGUCCUACUCUGAUUCGGCUCAGGUGGGCUAUGUGUUAAGCGGCGAGGCCAUGGCUGGCCUGCUCAGUCCCAUGGGAGCUCCUACCACCCUCAGGCGUCUGAGGGAGGGUGACGCCUUUGUGGUGCCAAGGGGGUGGGCGCGUUGGAUCUGGAACAACGGCCAGCAGCCUCUGCGUGUUGUCUCCCUCGCCGAUACGUCCAAGGGCCCUGCUGCCGGCCGCUACAGCGCCUUCCACCUCAUGGGAGCCCAGAAGGAGCGAUUUGGCGGUGUUCUGCACGGCUUCAGCCGCGACCUGCUGGCUCACGCCUGGGACGUGGAGGAGAAGGAUGUGCAGCAGCUGCUGGACGGGCAGAAGGAAACAUCUUUUGUCAAGGUUACUCCGCAGCUCCGGGCAGAGCUUGAAACUCUCGCCAACAGUCUCAAUCAGGCAGAGCUGCGUGAGGAGGAAGGUGGAGAUACGGAGGGGGCACGGGUAAACGACCAGCCGCACUUUGGCAAGGGAGCCAAGCGCAGCGUGAGCAUCUUUGCGGACUUCACCUACAACCUCAAGCAGCGCCAGCCGGACAUCUACGUGAAGUGCGGGGGGACGAUCACCGCCGCCAACGGAUACAAGCUCCCGGCGUUCCGCAAAGUGGGCUUCGCUGUUGCCCGUUUUAACCUGGAAGCGAAUGCGAUGACGGCGCCCAGGUGGUUUGCGAACGCGGCGUCUAUGCAUCUCAUCACGCGGGGCAAGGGACGGGUGGAGAUGACUUAUCCGGAUGGCAGGCAGGCGCUCAGGCACAACGUGAAGGAGGGCGACUUCGUGGUCGUGCCCGCUGGCUUCCCGCACGCUGCGAUUGCUGAUGGUGAGGGUAUGGAGUGUAUCACCAUGAUUCCCAAGAGCCGCCCUCAGCCAGGCUUCCUGGCGGGGGUGAACUCAGUGUACCGCAUGAUGCCUUACAGCGUGCAGAAGGCUGCCUUUAACGCGGAUGAGAAGCUUCUGCAGAAGCUGCGCGCCACCAGGCAGACUGAGUACGGCAUCCUGCCACCCAGGAAGACGGGGGGGGAGGAGGAAGAGGAGGUGGAGCCGGAACUGGCAAAGCUCAUUGAGCAGGUUGUUUUGUUUUAGAUGGCGGUGCGUAUCCAGAGAGCAACUGCAAGAUUGGGGGGGAGGAGGAGGAGGAGGUCCAGCCGGAGAGGACAAGGUUCAUGGAGCACGUUGUGCCGUUCUAGAUGGAAAAGUGGAUCCCUGGAAAGUCAUAAGAGAGCUGAGUUGUAGCAGUCUGAAUAGGAUUGGGAUAUGUGGAUGGGAGGUACGUAGGAGGGGGAAGGGUGGGAGAAAAGGAGGAGAGGGGGAGAAAGGAGGUGUAGGCCAUGCUUUACCACUGUUGGAUUGAUCCACUGUACAUAUGUUGGGCCGAGAAAAAGCCCUUAGGAUCUUUCAGAGACUAAGUCCCAGUUGUACAAGAUACUUCAAUAGUGCAGCGGAAGUUGA